Messenger RNA from Fonsecaea multimorphosa CBS 102226, 678 nucleotides. RefSeq lists its product as uncharacterized. Gene Ontology annotation, molecular function: hydrolase activity, acting on carbon-nitrogen (but not peptide) bonds, in cyclic amides. NCBI's taxonomy places the organism in Eukaryota, Fungi, Ascomycota, Eurotiomycetes, Chaetothyriales, Herpotrichiellaceae. The transcript has a single exon. The coding region runs from base 1 to 678 and encodes 225 amino acids. The record is from RefSeq and is a predicted model, not a curated record.
AUGCAGCGCGCCGGUAUCACGGCGCGACAGGUCCAUCUCGUCCUUGUCAAGUGCCCGCUGCUGACCUCGGCGAAGAUCGAGGCCAUCCGCGCACAGUCGCGCGUGCCCGUCACCACAGACACGUACGAGUCCAUGGCGAAGUCCCGGUAUGCGAGCGCGGUGGGCAUUGCGCUGGCGCUCGACGAGCUGUCGCUGCCGGACGUGCAGCUCGAGGGCACCCUGGCAUCGCAGGACACGUGGAGCGCGAGGGCGAGCUGCAGCAGCGGCGCGGAGCUGGAGGACUGCCAUAUCCUCGUGCUGGCGACGGACCCAGCCCCUGCUGCUGCUGCUGCGGGGGGACAACACCGUGGGCAGCUGCACGCGGUGUCGCGGCCCAUGGCGGACGCCAUCGAUGCCGCGGCUGUCCUCGACCUCCUCGACAAGGUGAAAAGGGACGGCGGCACGGUCGUCCAGGUGUUUGCAAAGGCCGAGGCCGACCCGCGCGGCCGUGUGCGCUCAUUGUGGCGCCAUACCAUGAACACCGACAGCGACAUCCACAGCACCCGCCACGCGAGGGCCGCGGUUGGUGGCCUGCUCGCCGGACUGGUCGGCGAUUGCGAGAUCUACGUCAGCGGAGGUGCGGAAGGUCAGGGCCCGUCUGGCGGUGGUAGUUUGUGUGUGGUGUAUAGAACUCAAUAA